Arabis nemorensis is the source of this 1641-nucleotide messenger RNA. NCBI's taxonomy places the organism in Eukaryota, Viridiplantae, Streptophyta, Magnoliopsida, Brassicales, Brassicaceae. The record is from the annotation of a GenBank genome assembly.
AUGGCUUCUCUCACUCCCGGAGUUCUCUCUAACCUUCUCGAUAUCGCCGCCGGAAACUCUGUUUCUUCGCCGCCGUUACUCUCCUCUCACCGUUUACCACUCCUCCAAGUCAUAGAGAUCGUACCUUGUCUCUCCGACGACCAACAAUGGCGUAGCGAUGGAUUCUUCGUCAAAGUCUCUGACUCUCUUCACGCAGCUUACGUUGCUGUUUCCGCCGGAGACGACGCCAAUUUGAUACGCUCCGAUGAUAUCCAGUUAGGACAGUUGGUUUAUAUCUGCGGUGGUUUACACGUCGAGAAAGGUUGUCCUGUUCCGAUAAUCCGUGGUCUGAAACCAGUCCCCAAACGAAGGCUCUGCAUUGGAAACCCUAAAGAUCUUGUUUCUAGCGAUUUAUUGCUUUCUUUUACUCAGUUCUCUGUUUCUCCGACCACUACGACGAAGAAGAAGAGUCUCGGCGAGACUACGAGGAGAUUAAGCUUGGAUUCCGCCGUGAGGAGGAGUUGUUGGGAUCAUUCUCCUCCGGUGACUCGCCGCCGUGACACGGCAUUGGUUCUUUCUUCCCCACGUCUCAAACCCAAAUUGGUUUUGAGUGAUAAGAAUCUGACAAAGAAUGAGUCACCACCAUGGAAACAACUUAACUGUGAAAGCCCUGCUUUUAGAAACAGAAAUGUGGUUAAGCCUCCUGCAUCACCUAUAACAAUGACCAAAUCUCCAAAAGAUGGUAACAAAUUGUUGUCUUCAAAGGCGGUGUCUUCUCAAGUUGCGGUUUUUAAGUUGCCUAUGACUUGGUCUGAUCAGAGAAUUGUAUGGAAUGGGCUCCCAAAAACCAUUCAAUUCCUCGGAAAGGAAGUUUCAUCUCAUAGGCAAGUAGCAGCUUCGACCGCAGUAAGCGCAUUGGAGGAAGCAUUUGUCAUGGAGUCUGUUCUACUCAAUUUGCAGGCCUUUGCCGAGUUGUGUGAUUCUUCGAAGAAAUUAUCUGCCGGACAAGUUGUGUGCCGGUUCUUAGACAUCUACCAAAGUACACAGAAUUCAGGCAAAGCGGUCCAUCUGUUACUUACUCACAAUCGAAACAACGGCUCGUGUAGAUCAGCAGGUAAUAGGAAUGCAGCAUCUUGGGUUCAAGCUGCGGUAGUGACCGGUUUUUCUCAAUUCGACUUAUUCAAAGAGCAUGGAAAGCAAGAGGAUGAUGCUGUUCAACAAGACCAUCAUCACUACAUUGUUCUACAAAACUCCUCCGAGAAACUGAAUCCUAAGGAGACAAGAGGUCCAAGGAAACUAGCUUACAAUGGUGUGAAACCGUCUUCUAAGAUGAAACAUUGUUCUAUUUCAGACACAAGUAACUUGGAAGGUAAAAGCAAGUUGAAGGAGUCGGCGAUUCUAGCGGACGAGCUAGUUCGAGUUUCUAGCCUCUGGUUCUUGAAAUACUUGGAGAGUUCACUAAACAAAGGGUUGUUCUCGGUGAAGAAGGAAGAAGCAAAUGGAAAAGAGUCUCUUGUUAUCCACCUUAAAGCGGUAAACCGUUGGCUCGAUGAUCUGAUCUUAAGCAGAACGGAAACAAGCGAAAAAGUCGAAUAUUUAAGAAAGAAGCUACAACGGUUUCUACUUGAACAUAUCGAAUAUGCAAUGGAUGGAACUCGGUAA